AUGGAUGUGCUGCUGGUGUUAGCCCUUCAAGGUAGUCCAGACAAGAAGUACAACCAGGAGCAUCAAUACUAUCUUUAUUAUGGUGAACGACUGGGAGAGGAGACAGACCCUGGCAAGCGAGCAGCUGGAGCCCAUGCUCCCGCUCCUCAUAGGAAGGCCGAGGACUCCAGUGAGAGCCGGGAGGAUGAGCAGAUGGUAGAAGAUCAAGGUGUUCAUGGGUGGUUUUCUAAAAGGCACAGCCAUGACAGAACUGGAAGAUCCUCAAAGCCAAAUGUAACAAGCCGUGUUCUGCCAUGGAAUGAGCAGUAUAAAGGGAGAGCAAACCUGCAUGUAUUUGAAGACUGGUGUGGAGGAGCUGUGGGACAUCUAAGGAAGAAUCUGCAUUUUCCCCUAUAUCCUCAUACUCGUACAACAGUAAAAAAGUUGGCUGUGUCACCCAAGUGGAAAAAUUAUGGACUACGUAUUUUUGGCUACAUUCAUCCCUUCAAAGAUGGAGACUUUCAGUUUUCUGUAGCUUCGGAUGAUAAUUCUGAAUUUUGGCUCAGCUCUGAUGAGACUCCAGCCAAUAUACGUCUGGUGGCAUUUGUGGGCAAGGUACUGGGUAACAAAUGGGAGUCUGCACCCAAUUAUGGUUCCCCUUUCUCCUGUAACAUCUCAAAGCCAAUCCGCAUCCUUUCCUCCAGGCGCUACUACUUUGAGCUCCUCCAUAAGCAGGAUGACCGUGGAUCAGACCAUGUGGAAGUGGGUUGGCGAGUUUUCCUUCCCAGCUUCAAGUUUGAGGUCAUUGAUUCCCCCUACAUCUCACUCUAUACAGAUGAAACCAGCCUGAAAAUGAAUGAGGUAGAACAUGUGCCUCAGUCUCUUGCUAGCCAUGCUGACAGCUACCUCUGGGGUGCACAAAGGGAUGAGCACGGAGCUGAUAUGCUGAAGCCUGACCCUCGGGAUAUUUUCUUCCUCACUCCCCAGAUUGAGCCAUCCCAUGUGGAGAAUGUGCUGGUGCCCUGUGCUUACAGUCCCACAUAUGUGGUGAAGGACUUUCCUAUUGCCCGCUAUCAGGGCCUGCAAUUUGUCUACCUCUCUUUUGUUUAUCCCAAUGAUUUCACCCGGCUUACACACAUGGAGACAGAGAACAAAUGCUUCUACAGAGAGUCCCCAUUGUACCUAGAAAAAUUUGGCUUUUAUAAGUACAUGAAAAUGGAUGAAGAGGAGGAGGAUCUACACCAGAGAGCCUUUCUCUUCCUGAAUCCUGAUAAUUUCCUUGAUGAGGAGGAGGAAGGAGCUGAUAGUCCUGAACCUACUGACCCUUUUCCUGAUGUCAAGAGCCCCAGUGUGUUGGAUCCCCAUGUGUUCCCUGGAAUGAAGAGAAAAGAUAGGCCCUUAGCCACAAAGGAUUAUGGAAAUAACAUGAACUAUUAUAGCUUUCAUCAGAAGCAAAAGAGGUUUAAUGAAGAAGGAGACUUUACAAGGCAGCCUAUCCCCAUAGGCCCAAGCAGUAGGCCUAGCCUAAGUCCUCUGACUCCAUCUAAGGGCUUCCAGACCUAUGAGAAUGCAGCACCCUUUGGAGAACAUGUCAUUAUCAAUGGCCGGUCCCUCAACUGGGCGCAAGAUAUGGAGAAGGGAAGGAAGGAAGGUGAUCUGGGACUGCUGUCAUCUUCAAAGAGAGGCAGCUCUUUCAGCCUCCAGCCUCACCUUUCUGUGCCCUUCUUUGCUGGAAAGACCAAGCAGCAGACCCCUAAGGAUGAGAAACAAUCCAAGAAGGUGACUAGCAAACCUCCAGAGAAAGUGUAUGUGACCAGGCUGCAACCCAGUAAGAAGAAGGCCCCAUCACCGAAGGAUGUUUUCCCUGGAGUCUUCCUCUAUCCUAGGUCACCAAGGAAGGUGCGACUGAACUCCAGAAUCCCUCAGGGGCACCCUGCUCCCUCCAACAAACUCCACACUCUCUCUGCCCAUAGGACACCUUUGCUCAUAGGUAAUACCACCAGGGAAGCAGAUCUUUCUAAAAGGAAAGGCCUCCGAGCCAGCCGGAAAUGGGAACAAUUUUAUGGUAGGCAAGUCCCCAAAGGCAGGAUUAAGCGGCGGAUGCACCCAGGUGCCUCGAUCUUGCCUGCAGAAGGGCUGUUCAGCAAAGAAAACUUCGAAGUCACCCCUCCAGGAAGGACUAUGUUAGAUUUCAAUUCCUCAGAGAUGGUGCUAUCUGAAGGUGUGCAAGUGACAUCUUUCCUACAGAUGUCAGAAAUGACAGAAUCUCAGCAGAAGGAGCUUGAGGGCCCCGAGAAGGCCCAGGAGGAAGAGGUGGAAGAGGAAGUGUCUGAUUAUAGCUAUGAAAAUUCUGAGCUGCAGCAGAGUUGGCUAGAGGACUCCAUCAAUUGGCAAAGGACGUUCAGUGUCAGCCCUGUUGACUUUGAAUUGCUACGCUCAGACUGGAAUGAUCUGAGGUGCAAUGUUUCAGGAAAUUUGCAGCUGAGUGAGAGUGAAGUGGUGGAUGUGGUGGCUCAGUAUAUGGAGAAACUCAACGAGAAGAAUGGCGGCAUCUACACUCUCUUGCGGAUCAUUAAUGUUGAGAAGCGGCGAGACACAGCCCGUGGCAACCGCUAUCUGAUGGAGCUAGAGUUGAUGGAGAGGGGUCAGAGAACAGUCCGGCUCUCAGAGUACAUCUAUGUCCUGCUCCACCAGGGCAAGUCAGAGGACAGCACUGAAGUCAACCCUGAAGGGCCUGCAACUGUGUCCACUGAAUCUCAGCCACCACCUAGUGCCUGGAGUCUUUUGUAUGGAAAACCCAUCCUGUGCCGGCCUUUGCGGCUCAGCUGGAGGCAUGAUGUUAUGGUGCAUUUUGUCGUGCCAGUGAAGAACCAAGCACGCUGGGUACAGCAGUUUAUCUCAGAUAUGGCCAGCCUGUAUCUGAACACCAAGGAUGCCAACUUCAAUAUCAUCUUGGUGGAUUUCGAUAGCGAUGACAUGGAUGUGGAGAAAGCCCUUCAGGAAGCUCACCUGCCCAGGUACCAAUAUUUGAAACGUACAGGGAACUUUGAGCGCUCGGCAGGACUACAGGCUGGAGUGGAUGCCAUAGAGGAUGGCAGCAGUAUCGUAUUCCUCUGUGACCUGCACAUCCACUUCCCCCUCAACAUUCUGGACAGCAUCCGGAAACACUGUGUGGAGGGGAAGCUGGCCUAUGCGCCCAUUGUCAUGAGGCUGGGCUGUGGGAGCUCUCCACAAGAACCCAACGGCUACUGGGAAGUGAACGGCUUUGGCCUCUUUGGGAUCUAUAAGUCUGACUUUGAUCGUAUUGGGGGGAUGAACACAGAAGAAUUCCGGGACCGCUGGGGUGGGGAAGACUGGGAGCUCUUGGACAGGGUGCUUCAAAGUGGGUUAGAAGUAGAACGUUUGCGACUCAGGAACUUUUACCAUUACUACCAUUCCAAACGUGGCAUGUGGAAUUCACGCAGCAAGAAGACACCCAAAGACUAAGCACCAGCUCUGCCAUCAGCUGGACCCCUACUCCUGGUCUUUUUUAAGCAGGGACAAGGAAGCAGCAGCCACCUUGGCCCCACAGUAUGACCCAGCACAGUUUUUCUACUGCUACCGGUGGGCUUCUGGGUGCAGCAUCUGUCAGAGGCCUGACCAAGAACACUUGGAGUGGAGGUUUUCUACAGAACUACUAUUUAAAGCAAACCAUGUUUACUUUGGGAUUUUUUGUGACUUUUCUUAAGGGGUCUAAUUUCUUAGUCAGCAAUUACAUUUAUUAACUCAGUAGUGCUGAAAGGCAAAGAUUACUGCUAAUAGGAGAGUGAGGUAAGCCCACCAGUAUUACUGCCAACCAGGAACGAGCUGGUGCAGCUUCUCAAAGCUCAUGUAACUGCCAGGAAAAGUUUAUGACUGUUCUGUGGCUUAUUUGCCCUUGUUUUAACUCCUAGAGUGAGCAGGGAAGGGGGAAAUCUUCAAUAGAUCACAAACUGUUCGUGCUUGAUGUGUCUAGGCCACGGCACACUUUCAUGCCAAUAGGAGAACCUGAAGAGAAUUGAAAGGAUUUCAAAGGGACAUGAAAAGACUUGCAUCAGGGGAGAGGUGUUCCAGUCUUUCUGGUCCAAUUUGGGGGUUUUGUUCCCUGCUAGCUCUGCUGCUUUUGCUGCUCCAGCCCCACAGUUACACUGUGCCUCACGCAUACAAUAGAAUUAUAAAUAGCCACCCCCGAUCCUGGGGAGGAGGUGGAGCAAAUGCAUUCCCUUGCACUUUUCCUCCACUGGGAGACACCCAACAGACUCCCAGCAGGAGGAUACCUUCCAGUUAGAAAGAUAUAGAGGAUGUGGAAUUGGCAAAGGAAUGGGAAGCAGAAAGAGUAGCUGAUUCCCUCUUCUUUCACAACAUAGUUGCAUCCUCUUUAUUUUUCUUUCUUCAUCUGUUGCUUGGUAUGGAGCAAGACUGGCUGCCUACAAGCAUGAGAGACAGAAUAUGUUUAGUAUAAAUGUUAGCAGAGAAGCAAAGGUUAAACAGAAAUCCUGGGAACAUAGGAAUUCUGGGUUGUGAUGGGCUUACAAUAGGAGUCACUGCCCAUAUUUCCCCACUCAGUGCCAUGUUAAUGGAGCACCCAACACAAUAAAAAAAACCCACAUCCUUUUAUUUGAGAGAGACAGAACCUAAGAAUGCAGAGUAGGGGCUGAAUGAAUGGACUUGGUAGGAGGCGUCUGACCAUGUUCCCCCCCGCCCCCCACAAUUACUAUUUUUGGAGCAAUCUUCUCUCUUUAUAUACAAAUGCAUCAAGUAUGGAAGGUGAAUGAGGUUUCAUUACUCUCCGGUUUCAUCUUUGGUCUGCUGUGGUGGGAGUAUCAAAACAGGAAUGGAGAGAAGGGCAAAACAAUAUUUCCAAGAUAAUUUCUGUGAAAUUAUGAGGUAGAAAG
Messenger RNA from Python bivittatus (Burmese python), 4892 nucleotides. The record is from RefSeq and is a predicted model, not a curated record. Lineage: Eukaryota; Metazoa; Chordata; Lepidosauria; Squamata; Pythonidae.